Molecule: messenger RNA, 1846 nt
Organism: Cadophora gregata
Lineage: Eukaryota; Fungi; Ascomycota; Leotiomycetes; Helotiales; Ploettnerulaceae
Exons: 2
Coding region: 667-1602 (311 amino acids)
Source: RefSeq, a predicted model, not a curated record
GGUAGCCACAUGCUCCAUUGCGGCUAAGUUACGGGAUGGUAUGACGUUCAGCCACACAUCCCUAUGACGAUGAUGCGUUUUGACAUCUCGACAGGCUUUGUCUGGUCUUACGGCUCUCCACUGAAAUCCAAGCACGAAAGCCUCAGGUUGAUAUCUUGGAUUGUAGGCGAGCCAAUUGUUCCGUCAGGCUGAGAUUAGGUAAACUUGGCUGCCACACGAAAACUGGGAACAGUAGACGACAACCACGGGAGCUGCGGGGUUGUAUGGAGGGGCAGGGUUUGUUAUGGGGAUAUGACGAAGAUGAGAGAGAAGACUUCUUGGAAGUGACUUUGUUUGACGGCGAACAUGAGGGUCGGGCGUUGGGAUCGCGUUUGAGGAUCCCGCGCGCUACGGAGGAGUUUGACACUCGUGAUGUUGAAAGGAGGGAAAACAGGUUUCUGAGAUGUGGAUGCCAUUGGCAUUUGAGCCGAGACUUCUCGAUGAGAGUGCUUGAGGAGCUCAGGAUUUGAUAUAUAAGAAGGCUCCCGCUGCAGGUCCAAAAGGUCUUUCUUCUGCAUCAAACUCACAUCUUCACUCUUGAACACUACAAUCUUCAAACACUUCAAACAACAACCAACAACAACCAACCAAAACAAACCAAAACAAACCAACCAAACAACCUUCAUCAUGUCUGGAAUCAUCAACAAAGUCAAGGAGGCUCUCCACCACGACAAGACCGAUUCUCACUCUACCACCCACACCACCGGCACCCACGGUACCACUGGCACUCACGGAACUGGUGUAACUGGUAACCACAACACCACAUCUGCUCUCGCUGGCUCAACCAACCACGGUCCUCACGACUCCAAUGCCGCCAACAAGGUCGACCCUCGCAUUGACUCAGACCGCGAUGGAAGAGCUGCCCACAGCACUGGAUUGGGCUCAUCCAACACACACUCCACUGGACUCGGAUCCAACACCCACAGCAGCAACACCACCGCUGGACCACACUCUAGCAACCUUGCCAACAAGGUAGACCCAAGAGUUGACUCCGAUCUCGACGGAUCUAACAGAGUCGGAGCUGGUAACACCGGCUACGGAUCAUCCAACACACACUCAACUGGUCUUGGUUCAUCCAACACCCACGGCACCACCGGAGCCUACGGCUCAAACACCACCGCCGGGCCCCACGACUCUAACAUCGCCAACAAGCUCGAUCCCAGAGUUGACUCCGACAGAGACGGUUCAAACCGCGUAGGAGGCACAACCGGCACCACCGGUACCUCCGGCUACUCCGGAACCCACGCCGGUAACCACUCUGGCACUCACACCGGUACCCACGGCGGAAUCUCCUCCUCCUCCAACGCAGGCCCACACGACUCCAACAUUGCCAACAAGGUUGACCCAAGAGUCGACUCUGACCUUGAUGGAAAGGGAAACAGACACGGUGCUAACACCGGCGGUGUGUUUGGCGCUUCCAGCUCGCACGCCACUGCUGGAUCGGGAACUGCGCAGAACACUGCCGGUCCCCACAACAGCGACAUGUUGAACAAGAUUGAUCCUCGCGUCGACUCCGACCGUGACGGAAGCAAGACCUUCAUGGGUAACGCCACCCACAAGUAGAGUACUCUCUACUUAGCGAGCAGCGAAGGAAGGAAACAUCAUCAACUCGCCGCAUAACAUCGCCGCCGCAUUCGAUACCCGAAGAGAGAGGGGAGCUGUGUAAAUUCGGAACGCCUUUCUUCUUCAAGACUUGGUUGGCUGGUGAGAUUUGGAAUGAUGGCAAAUUUUUUAAUGAGACUUGUAUUUUUAUGAUGGCAUGUCAUGACUUGAAAGAAAAGAAAGAAGGAAUCAUUGUACUUUAGCU